This is a messenger RNA of Neopelma chrysocephalum (saffron-crested tyrant-manakin), 6105 nucleotides long. It is a transcript of the gene ERICH3, whose product is annotated as glutamate rich 3. Bases 127 to 4770 code for a protein of 1547 amino acids. The transcript has 16 exons. The record is from RefSeq and is a predicted model, not a curated record. Lineage: Eukaryota; Metazoa; Chordata; Aves; Passeriformes; Pipridae.
GCGGGGGUGGCGGGCGGAGCGCCGGCUCCCUUCUUCCGUCCCUCCUUCUCCUGUCUCCCUCCCGCCCUGCCUCCCGCCGUCUCCUGGCAACGCCCGGGACGCGGCGGCAGCGCCGGUCCGCCCGCCAUGAGCGCCCCGCAGCCCCGAUUUCUUGCAACCUACAACAGCCUUACAGACAAACACCUGGCUGGAUAUUUCAGCAAUGCCAGGAUAAGACAACACCUUCAGAGAUCAGGACUGAUCUCAAGAAGUGGAAGAAUAAUACCUGAGAAAGAAUACCGGCUCAAUGCCAUGAGGAGGGACCACCAGAGACACGUCCAGGAGUGCCUGGCUCGUGCUAUAUUUCAUAAGGUCCUUGACAUGGAGCGUCAUCAUCAGCUGGAAAUAAAACGGAAACUUGAAUAUUCUGCAAAGAAGGAGAGGGUGAAGAAAAUCAAGGAGGAACAAUUCAGAAGAUCAGUGGAAGAUGCGAUCCCCAUGCAUUCUCCACAUCCACCACUUGGUCCAAGGAACCAUGAUGGGUUUCAUCCUUUAGUGACUGGAGAUCGAGCUGGUCGCUCACAAUGGAGGGCACCUGGACUUGUAGUUGAUUAUGGUGGUGGACAUUCUUCUCAUCAGCGCCGACCCAAGGAGCCUACACACUCUGAGGUGAGUUCCUGUCGACCAAAUACAGCUCCAGGAAAUGUGCAGCAGCCGUUUCGCCUCCAGCCUCUUUGCAGCCGGGCUGCAAAAGGGUCGCUACCAAAGGCUUCCCAACAGAUGUGCCAUGUACUGGAAUGGAAUCAGCAGUUUGCCCGUGGGGGAGAGAGAAGUGAGUUAAGGCUUCUGAAUUCAGUGGAGUACGUGACUGGUGUAUCCCCAUAUCAGCUGCCUGUCAUUAACCCUUGCGUGGUGCCAGUGCCACCGCCUCGCCGGCACAGAGGGGACAGGGGUGUCCCUGCAGGGAGAAGUGGGGUACCCACAGGGAGACGGUUUCGUCCCACCACUGCAUCAAAUGACACAAGGCAAAUUUUAACAAAGCAGAAUUCUGGAGGGUUCCCCAAAUCCCCAUUAUGCACCAAUGCCGUUGUCACCAUGGCCUACCUAGGAAAGAGUUUGCCUUUGUCUCGUGAUGCUUACAGGCAUGAAAUCAAAGUCUAUCAGCAGCACUGUGGAGGAGAAAACCUUUGUGUCUACAGUGGCAAGCUGUUGGAAGGAGAGACCUUCCAGUUCAUCUCCAAGAGGCACCAUGGUUUCCCGUUCAGCCUCACCUUUUUUCUCAACGGGAUGCAAGUCCACAGGCUGAGCUGUUGCUGUGAGUACAAACAUCAGAGGCGUUCCCGGCUGCGAAGCGGAAACAGAUACUUCAGGUUUCUUGAUGUGGAGGGAGCAUCUCCUUGCUACAGGUGCAUUAUUGAGAUGGGCCUGGACAAAAAGCUAUCCCCUCCCAAGAGGAAGAGGGAGUACCGUGUGGAGAAGCAUGUGGGUUCCUGGGAAUAUGCUCUGCACAGUGAGCCAAGUAACAGCAGUGUUGAGCAGAAAUCAGUGAAGAAUUCAAUGUUAGUCAUCUUACCGUCUCAUGAAGCAAGUGUGGAAACUGUUGAGGAAAAAAUGGAGACUGGAGAGGAGUAUGGAGAAGAAGAAAUGACGAACCAAUCUGGUCAUGAGAGUGAAGAUAGUCAGGAAGACAUCAGUAAAAAUGGGUAUGAUGAAGAUUUUGAAGCAGAUGAAGAAGUUAAUGAAGAGGGACAGACUGCUGAUCAAACAAAUGGAAUGUCAGAGUCAUCCUCAGAUGAUAAAAACCAUAAUUUAGACCAUGGAAGGGAGAGUGGAACCUCAUCGCAGAAGGCACUCCAGGCCUCUGACAGUGAGAAAGAUGAAAGUGAUGGAUAUUCUGACAGAGACUCUGAGAAUAAUCAACAAGAGAAGAGACCUGCAGACUCUCUCUCAUCCAUCAGUACUCAGUGCAGCAUUGAGGGUGACUCUCAUGCUGAAACAAUGACAGAUGAUGGCAAAGAGGAGUGUGAUAUCAAAAGGGCAUCUGAUAGCACAGCACAUGCACAGUAUGGAAAUGGGAAUGGGGAGAAUAAACUGCUCAGAAGGGAGGAGAAUCAGGAGACUUCUGCACUGGAAAACAAAGGAAUAAACGAAGCAGGAAAGGCAAAACCAGAAGAUCUAGCAGCAAGGGAAGAUACUGGAAUUUUUCAUGAAAAUAUAAUGGCAAUGCAGCAUCAAAGUCCUGAAGUUAAUGGGGAACUCAAACAGGCUGGGUCAGGAGAAAGUAGCAUGAAUGAUGAGGACAAACGUCUUCCAGUGCCUUGGGAAACCAGGAUGUUGAACGUGGAGGAUGGCAACGAAGAGUCUCCUCAGAGAGAGGAAGGAGGGGUUUUUGAAGAUUGCAAAUCAGAUGAGGAGGAAAUGGCAAAGGCAACUGGAAAUGAUCAUCCUGUGAAUUCUGACCCUGAACCUGGUGAUUCCCAUGCCGGUGAGGAAGCAGAGAAUGCAGCAAGUACAGAGCGUGAUGCUAGUGAAGCACCAGAUGGAAGUUUCUCGGCAGAAGGGAGGAGAAGCCUUGAUGUGCAGGAGGCAGCAGGACAAGAAGUACGAGAAGGGCAUGUGGCAGGGCAGAGACAAGCCCUGGAGCAGGAUGGUGCUGCCGUGGGAGGAGAUAUUGGCAGCAAAGAGGCCGGAGGAGAAAGGAUACGGGAGAGGGAUUUACUGCCCCAGGAAGAGACAGGGUCUGCGCUGGAGGAAUCCACACCUGAGGAAGGCACCAUGGCAGAGGAACAUCCAAAAGGGAAGGGGACACAAGAGAGAGUGGAGUCGAGCACAGAGGUGUCACCUGGGGAGCAGGAGGUGCUGGUGGAGGGGACGGAGAGCAAGGCAGAACUAGGAGAGCUGGCACCUGGGGGAGAGGGGCCAGCUGGGGCACUGCUGGGCCGGGAGACAGACAGAGCCCUGUCUGAGGGGCAGGAGGGGGCUGGGGGGGUCACUGAGGGGGAGGCUGUGGAGAAAGGCCCCGAGGGAGUGGCAGGGCCGCUGGCAGAGGAGGAGGUAGGUGAGGCAGUGCCGGAGGCAGGGGAGUCCCUGCGGGAGGGAGGGUCCACAGGGAAGGGUGCUGUGGUGGGUGUUGUGGUGGAUGGAGAGGAGGCUGUGGAGGAUGCCAACCUGGCAGGAGAAGGUAUUGCCAGGAUUGUUGACCCUGAAGGAGAAGAGGCUGUUGAGGAAGGCAGUUCUGAAGGGCAGGAGGCAGUGGAGAAGCUUGGGGCUCUCCUGGAAGCAUUAGGGGAUAUGGAAACAGGAGAAGCGAUGCCUGGAGGGGAAGGGUUUGUAAAGCCAAAUAACUUUUCCCAGCUAAAAGCAUUAGGGGAAGAGCGGAUGGAGAUGGGGAAGGCUGCCACAGGAGCAGCAGCAUCUGAACGUGGCCAGGUAUGGAGGGUAGGAGGGAAUGCUCUCCAGAGAGUGGAGGACAUGAUGGAGGUGCCAGUGGAGCCUGGCAAGGGUACCGUGCUGGAAGUGGCACCUGGGUUAGGGCCACUGGGGAGUGCUGGGGACGAUCCCAUCAGUGAAGGGUCGUCUCAGGUGGAGGAGACCCCGGCAGUGCAGGAGGAGGAGGGUGCAGUGGAAACACUUUGGAGUGGAAACCCAUCUGUGGGCAGCAAAGCAGAGACAGAGAGAGCCAUGGAAGGAAAACUCAAUGGAGGGGUGGCAGGAGGGUCUGCCGAGGUGGCCACCCAGGGGUUGGGAGGUGGAGAGGAGGCCACAGGUGGAGCAGCAGGUCCAAGGGAGCUAGCAACUGGAAUGGAGGGGUGGCUGAGGUAUGGAAAAGAGAGAGGAAAGGGGACGCCUUCUGGGGAGGGAGUGGUGGGUGAGGCAGCAGUGCCAGCUCCGGGGUUAGACAUGAGCCGGGCAGGGGAGCCCGGGCUGGUGGCCAUCGCCGUGGUGGGUGGCCAGGCUGGGCAAGGGGCUCUGGCUGAGGAACUGGCCGGGGAGCCAGCGCUGGCCGAGGGGGCGGCAGUGGCUGGGGAUGGCAGGGUGGGCAGAGGGACAGUGGCACAGGAGGGGGUGACAGGAGGAGUGCUGGGGGCACAGAGCGGGACAGGGGUGGCGGUUGCAGAGGGGAUGUCAGCCAAGGGAAGGUGGGCAGCCAGGGAGUCUGGCAGGGACAUGGUAGGGGUGGCUGAUGGAGCUGUGGCCGGUGAGCAAGGGAUGAACCAGGAGGCAGCACUGGGGUGCGAGGCAAGUGGGCCAGAGCUGGCGAGGGCCAAGGGCCAGGGUGAGGCAGAGUGGGAGUGGGUCUCAAUGCGUAUUGUGUCCCCAGGGCACGAAGAAGCCCAUAGAGCAAUGUCCCCUGGGGAACAGCUGACUGCAGAAACCUCCCCGAGCACCCCUGCCCAUGGGGAUGGGGGAAUGGAGCUGAUGGGAAGAGAGUCUGCAGGAGGCGAGGGGCUGUGCUUGGGCACCCAGCCACAGCUGGCAGCUCCUGGGACAGGGGCACUGGAGGGCAAGGAUGGGCAGCAGGAGGAGAUGGAGCAGGCGGGAGGGAAAACAGAGAGAGAACAGCAGGGCCCCCAUGAAAACACGAGAGAGAAUGAGGUAGUGGUUGUCUUGGCAAGUGCAGGGAGCUCUGCUGGGGCUGGGCAACAGAGGAAGGACAGUCCGGUCGGAGGGAGCCCAGGAGCCGCUGACGUGGGUGAGAGGAGCCACAAGCCCUAUCAGGACAGUGCAAACCCAGGCCCAGUCAUCGUAUCCACAGAACAGUCCCAUGAUGGGGAAGAAACUCUGCUCUGAGCUUUUUCAGCAGCUCCUCAAUGCUGUGUCCUGCAACAUUCACACAAUUAGCUGUGGGUUUGUGCCAGCUGGGAUGUCACUCCUGUGUUGACUCCGCGAGUACCACAACCACCUGUUACAUUUCACCAUAGCAGCUCCUCAGUGUGCAGCAGACAACUGAAACGAGCCUGUGUUUGCCAGCCCAGGAAACAGUGCUGCUUCAGAAUUAUGAAGACGGUAAUCACCAGGAUUGUUCCACAGCUGUCAUGCUUGUUUUUCCCAAAAACCAGAGGAAUACUGGACUGCCUGAACUUCCCUUCCUCCCCGAUGCAUCACUUGCUCCUCCAGGUGGGCAGGAGGAUGAAGGCGGAUGUACUGUGUGUGUUUGUCUGUACAGGGUGCCUAUGUCUGAGUGUAUCUGUCAUUUUUUGGGAUGUCUUUGCCUUUCUGAGCUGCAGCCUUCUGUCAGUCAGGCUGUGUCCUCACUGUUGUGCAUGGGGCACUUGUGCAUGCCAUUGCUUGAUUCUGGUAAGAUCAUCCAGGGACGUUCAGCAGAGAUGCAAUGUCAGGAUCAGGGGUGAAGGAGGCCUCACACAAGGGUUUUAGCCUGGGGACUCCCCCACCCCAGGUUAGGGGAGGGUAGCUCUCCUGCAUGCACAGUGCCCCCUGUGCUGGGGGGCAUGGGGGGCUUCUGUCUCAGGGAUCCACACUUGCUGUUGGCCACACUUCAGGGCAUGCUUGGCACUUUGAAAUGUUAAAAGUUGUUAAAUCAGAACAAUUCUAACAAGUAUUUGUAAAUGCAUAAAGCCUGGCCUUUUGCUUUUGCUGGUGUCAGUCAGGAGUGACUUCCUGGCCCACAGAGCCUGGGCUGAGGCUGAAAGAGGGUGAUCAGUGUGGAGCUGUCUCAGCCUGGCAGUGGCUGCCCAUCUCUACUACCUGAGGCUCCUCUCAGCUCUCCUGCACCUCUAUGGGCCCACCAAGACCCUUCUGAGCUGGGCACCUGGGGCUGGGUGUGCAGCAGCCUCUAGGCACUGUUUGGUGGGUGCAGGAGACUCAGCCCCACACAGUAGGGACUGUAAUUGCAUUUCAAGUAGGGAAAUGAGGCUGAAAUGAAUAGGAUUUUGAGUGGAUUGGUUCUCUGAGUCACUUCAGAUCAAUAUGCAUGGGAGUGGAAGCUCAAAUGUGAUCAAGUGGUUGCUGUGUUCCCUCCUGUACUAGAGGCAGUUGCAUUUGUACGUGCAGUCUGUUCACAUUCCUGCUAAGGACCAUCUCAGGACGUUGAGUUUUCUGUGUACAUAUCAGAUCUGCAUGUUCACUUGGGUCUAUUAAACACCUGUACCAGUCUGUGCAGCUCCU